GCGAUGAAAACCGACCUUUUUGGGGAGGAGGAGAGAGGGAGAGCGGUGGUUGCAGGGAGAGAUUGCAGAGAGGGAGAAAGAGAGACAGAUUGCAGAGAGGGAGAGACAGAUUGGGAUGGAGAGACGAAAGCUUCAAUCCCCUCUUAUAGAAGCUUAUCAAUGGUGGUUGUUGGUGCGGUAAAUGAAGCUCUGAUGCGGUAAUAGUGUUGUAGGAUGUGGAUUGGCUGCACUGCUGCAAGGCCUGCUGGAGUUCCUUCAAUGGCUGGUGCUUCUUCUUCAUUGGCUGGAGCUUAAUGGUGGUUGGUGGGUUAGUGCGUUUCUCCCUCUUCCUCUCGUUUUAAAAAUCCGACCGUUGUGCCUGUAAGUGACUUACAGGGAAGUGACUUCUCACCCCCAUCCCCCUGCAGUUUUUUGGUAGAUUUGCCUGUGAGUUACUUGCAGGUGAAUUUUCUCUCCCAAACACCACCUGUAAGCACUUCCCACUUAUCCAACUUACAGCCUUUCAGUUUCAUUCACUCCCAGCUUUCUUACGGAGAAGAAUCCAAUCCAAACCUAUGCGUAGGUUAAGGUCAUGAAGGCAUACCGCGCAAUUUAGAAUCCCCUGAAUGGCCGCUAGAGCGUUUUUCUCACUCUCCCAAACUAGAACUCUCCACCAUCUCCUCCAACAGCCCCUUAGCUCUCCCAUCUCCAAAAUCGCAGAAAAUCUCAUUUCUACCCCUCUUCGUUCUUCAAUUUACAGACUCUCCUCUCAAACCUCCACGCUUGAUCAUCCCAAUCCAAUCUCAGAUGACGUGAACGAAAUCUGUAGAGUCCUGAGCGAUUACCGGAGCCCCCACCAUGACAUCGAAUCCGCUCUCUCUCCUUUUGCCCCCCAAAUCAACACUGAUUCCGUCAAACAGGUGCUGAAACGCUGCCGGAACCUCGGUGUUUCCGCCCACAGGUUCUUCCUGUGGGCCCGGAAAUUGCCGGGCUUCUCCCACUGUCGAGAGAGCUACCAUGUCCUUGUCGAUAUCUUGGGCAGCUGCAAGCAAUUCCCUUUGAUCUGGGACUUUCUUUCUGAGAUGAGAGACGGGUGUGUUGAAGUCAGGCCAGAGAUUUUCUGGGUGAUCUUCCGGGCUUACUGCCAAGCAGAUCUGCCGGUGGAUGCCAUUCGGGCUUUCGGGAAGAUGGGAGAGUUUGGCCUCAAACCGAGCAUUGACGAUGUUGACCGGUUGAUUUCGUUUCUAUGCCGGAGCAAUCAUGUGAGCCAUGCACAGGAGUUCUUCCAGCGGGUGAAGUCUGAAUUUGAUGUGGGGCCGAAGACUUACAGCAUAUUGAUGAAAGGAUGGGGUGAUUGCAAGAAUGCGGAGGAAGCAGUGAAGGUGUUCGAUGAAAUGCUGGAACGGAGAUGUGGCAUUGAUGUGGUUGCUUAUAACAUGUUGCUGUCAGCAUUAUGCCGAGGGGGUAAGGUGGACGAGGCGAGUCUGCGGUUCGGUCAGAUGGGUUCUCAUGGGCUCAAGCCGAAUGCUUGUUCCUAUGCUGCUUUUAUCCAUGCUGCUUGUGAGGCGAAUGACGUUCAUUCCGCUUUGAGGUUCUUAGAUAGGGUGAGAAGGUAUGAGUUGGUGCUAAAUGUGUUUACUUACAAUCGCAUCAUUAAGCUGUUGUGUAAGAACCAGGAGAUCGAUGAUGCAUACCAUAUUUUGGAUGAAAUGACCGAAAGAGGGGCAGACCCUGAUGUAUGGAGCUACAAUGCGAUUCUAGCUGCUCAUUGCCAUCUUUGUGAGGUCAAUAAGGCGCUUAGGCUUCUUCAUAGGAUGAAGAAAGUUUGUUGUCUGCCAGACCGGCAUACUUAUAAUAUGGUUUUGAAAAUGCUGAUUGAAGUGGGACGGAUUGACCGGGCAAUGGAAGUUUGGGAUGGUAUGGGAGAGAGCAGCUUUUACCCAUCUGUUACAACAUACUCCGUUAUGAUUCAUGGGCUCUGUAAGAAGAGGGGUAGGAUUGAGGAUGCGUGCAGAUACUUUGAGAUGAUGGUCGAUGAAGGGAUACCGCCUUAUCAUUGCACUUGCAACUUGUUGAGGGACUGUCUCUUGCAGUCUGGAUUGCGAGAGAGGGUUUACAUACUUGCGGAUAAAAUGCAGCAAAGCACUUCGUGCUCAAUCCAAGAGCUAUCAGAAGCAAUGAUCUCAUCUCCGGCUCGGCCCAAGAAAAGAGAUGAGGUUUCUUCAGGAUCAAAUGAAGAAUGAAAAUUUGAAACUGAAGCAAAAUUGCAGAGGGCAUGGACUACUACUUCCUAAUCAUUUU
Magnolia sinica is the source of this 2280-nucleotide messenger RNA. RefSeq names its product pentatricopeptide repeat-containing protein At1g52640, mitochondrial. The record is from RefSeq and is a predicted model, not a curated record. NCBI's taxonomy places the organism in Eukaryota, Viridiplantae, Streptophyta, Magnoliopsida, Magnoliales, Magnoliaceae. The transcript has a single exon. The coding region runs from base 606 to 2222 and encodes 538 amino acids. Gene Ontology annotation, molecular function: protein binding.